Molecule: messenger RNA, 3234 nt
Organism: Danio rerio (zebrafish)
Lineage: Eukaryota; Metazoa; Chordata; Actinopteri; Cypriniformes; Danionidae
Source: RefSeq, a predicted model, not a curated record
AAAUGGCCACUCUGCGGAUAAAGUGAGGAGUGGCGCGCGGACGGAGCGCGUGUCUGUAAUCCAGGAGUCUUUUGGUAUGCAGAGCAGCGAUUGACUGCAGAUUUCAUUUAACGCUUUAACUAACUGACUAAUGGCUUGUUCAGUGAACAUAAUGCAACAACUGCUGAGACGUCGGCAAGCGAGGUAGACAGACAGGAAGCUUUGGGGUAGACGAGGACACACCCGUACACUGUACCUCUCCGCCCCCCCUCUUUGCCUGCCCCGUUAUGCACAAUACGCCGGUGCGCCGAGAGCUACAGCAGACAGUGGCAGUCAGGAUUUAAGCAAUCCGAUGUGUUUUUGCCCUUUUCAUCGUGGCUACAAAGACGGCGGAGUGCAAUCCUCACUUCGAGGCUCCUGGGAACCUGAGGGACCACAGGGAAGAUUUAGAAGUUUAUUCAAGCAGUCCCACCCGGAAGCACGCUGUGGCCUUUAGAGCUCUCCGCUGUCAAGUCCCCUUCCAUUUGGAUUCUCUUCCUGCAUUUCCCCACCCUGCGGUGCCCCGUCUCUGUGAAAAGUGCAGGCCUCACCCUCCUGCAUAAUGACUGUGGCCACCGGCGACCCCUCAGACGAGGCGGCGGCACACCCUGGUCUUCCUCAGGACUAUGACCCUGGAACCGAGCAGGAGUGCUGUGAACGAGUGGUCAUAAACAUCUCGGGUCUGCGUUUCGAGACACAACUCAAGACCCUUUCACAGUUCCCUGAAACAUUACUGGGGGACCCCAAGAAGCGAAUGAGGUACUUUGAUCCACUAAGGAACGAGUACUUUUUUGACAGAAACCGCCCCAGCUUUGACGCCAUUCUCUAUUACUAUCAAUCAGGCGGAAGGUUGCGGAGACCAGUCAAUGUCACAUUGGAUGUGUUCUCAGAGGAGAUUCGAUUUUAUGAGCUCGGAGACGAAGCCAUUGAGAUUUUCAGGGAGGAUGAGGGUUUUAUUAAAGAGGAGGAAAGGCCAUUGCCUGACAAUGAGUUUCAGAAGCAGGUCUGGUUGCUGUUCGAGUAUCCAGAAAGUUCAGGGCCAGCCAGGAUUAUAGCAAUCAUAUCUGUAAUGGUCAUCCUUAUCUCCAUAGUGAGCUUCUGUUUGGAAACCUUACCCAUCUUCCGCAGCGAUGAGGAGGAGAUGCAUAAAGUUCCCGUUAACGUCAAUAAUUCCACAACCAGCUACACAUCAACCUACUUCACAGAUCCUUUCUUCAUUCUAGAGACGCUCUGUAUCAUCUGGUUCUCCUUCGAGUUCUUGGUGCGCUUCUUUGCUUGCCCUAGUAAAGCCAGCUUCUUUGUGAACAUUAUGAAUAUGAUUGAUGUGGUGGCCAUCAUCCCUUACUUCAUUACACUGGGAACAGAACUGGCGGAGAAGGCAGAGGACGGGCAGCAAGGACAGCAAGCCAUGUCCCUUGCCAUUCUGAGGGUCAUCAGACUUGUUCGAGUCUUCAGAAUCUUUAAACUCUCCCGUCACUCAAAGGGUCUUCAGAUCCUCGGUCAAACCCUCAAAGCCAGCAUGAGAGAAUUAGGUCUGCUCAUCUUCUUCCUUUUCAUUGGAGUCAUCCUGUUUUCUAGCGCCGUCUACUUUGCAGAGGCGGACGAACCAGAGUCGCAGUUCUACAGCAUCCCAGAUGCCUUCUGGUGGGCUGUGGUUUCAAUGACUACCGUUGGCUAUGGAGAUAUGGUGCCCACAACCAUCGGCGGAAAGAUUGUCGGAUCACUCUGUGCCAUCGCUGGCGUCUUGACCAUCGCCCUUCCAGUGCCCGUCAUUGUCUCAAACUUCAACUACUUCUACCAUCGAGAAACAGAAGGGGAAGAGCAGGCCCAGUAUCUCCAAGUUAACGUCCCCAAAGCCGAUUCGCAAGAAGAGCUGAAGGGAAGUCGAAGCGGAUCCACCAUCAGCAAAUCCGACUACAUGGAAAUCCAAGAAGGUGUCAACAACAGCAAUGAAGACUUUCAGGAAGAGAAUCUGAAGACCGCCAAUUGCACUUUAGCCAAUACAAAUUAUGUUAAUAUAAAAAAAAUGCUAACAGAUGUCUAGUUAAUUCUGGAGCGAGUAUGAACUGAAAUAUAAAAGGACUGGUAAGCCAUGUUUGAAGGAUUACUAUGAUGUUAAAGAGAUAUCCAAUCUCAAUUUACUUAUUGAAAGCUCAACCCUACAUCCAGGUCUGUCCACAGUCCAAAUAUUAAUAAUCAGUGUUUGCAUGGAGUCGUCAGCAUCAUCCAACAUCUUUUCCAGAGCCAAGUAUUUAUACAAAAAAAGCACAUGAUAUAUAUCCAUCAAGAUCUUACCUUCAAAGCCAAGCUUAGCCAAAGAAAAGUUAUUUGCGUGCUUCGUCUGCUGUUAAAAAAGGUUUGCGGUCACAUGCAGUCCAAUACACAGAUGUUUCAUCCACUUUGCUGCUCGUUUAAGAUCACCACAGAGAACAUUCACAGUAUUUCAGCGUUAUUGUGGUGAACAGGCUGGGAAUGUCAUUGAAAAACUGCCUGAUUCUGUGUCUAUAGUUGUGUGUGGAUCCAAAAUACGUAUGUAUGGACAACACUUGUAUCUACUAUUCACGAUUACCCUGCUGCAAAGCUUUUGAAGACGAGAUGAAUGUCUCUAUGUCACAUUUUCUGUUAUUUAUAGUCUACGGCGUCUAUGUCAUUCAAUGGUUGUCUUUUUCUCAUUUCAUACCACCUUUUAACUAUCCUUAUUUGUAGUUGUUUAGGAUAAGAAGCAUACAAAACAUGACAAAUGAUGAAAAAAACAACACCCUAGUGCCACAGAAAAAAGUGCUAGUGUAUUUUGUGUAAGAGCAUACUGUUCAGUGUAAUUGUUCUAUUGUUUCUGCUGCAAGCUGCAGAGAUAGUCCAAAAUGUAGUUGAUAUUCAAAUUACUUUGCCACUUAAUGAGCCAUAUUGUAGUUCACUCUUUAAUGUCCCCUAGCAAAUUUGUAGCACGGAUGUCGAAUUAUUUUUAAUCACUGGCUUGUCUAUUAUCUUGAAAUCCUUUUCAGAUGUUAGAACAACCUUGAUAAAGCUCGUUAGAUGUCUUUUUUUACUGCCUUUGAUCAAGAAAAACAGGUAUUAUAGUCCUGCAUGGCCUCAAUCCUAAUGGCAUGGAUUUUCAGCAGAACAGAAAGAAAUAUUCAGUUAGCUAUGUAUUCAGAAAAAAAUGUACAGUGUCUUGCUCUGUAUAUAUACAUAUAUACAUCUAUUUUUAUCUGCAAA